AUGGCUGAACCCCCAAACACCAUCUUCAACUUCAGAAAGGAGCUCAUGGUUUUCCCCAUAGGUGACCAUAAGCCAACUCUGAGACCAGCCCAUUUUCUCAACCCAUCUGUGAAUCUCACUGAUGAAACAAUCUUUGAGCUUCCUUCACUCUCUCCCUCUUCACUACCACCCACUUUUGAGCCCUCAAAAUGGCCUUUGAAGCUCACAUUCAAUGGUUUGCGUUGGCAACCACCGACAAAUUGGAAAGCUUGGGUCGAUUCCUUGCGUCCCAAGUAUCAAUCUAUAUGGAAGAAAGCAGGUAUUUUUGAAGCCAUCAUGAAUUCCACAUACACAAUCCGAAAAAACGAUGAUUUGGUUCUUGGUAUUGCUGAGAGAUGGUGUUGUAAAACCAAUACGUUUAUUUUUCCUUGGGGUGAAGCAACACUCACAUUGGAGGAUACAAUGGUUUUGGGCGGUUUCUCUGUUUUGGGGCACUCUGUUUAUGUUUCUUUGGAAACCCAAGAGUUGAAGGAAAUAGAGGAGAAGCUGGUUCAAGCUAGAGUAGAAACUGGGAGGAGUAAAGCUCGUAAGGCUCGCCCAUUGCAGUGGAUGAAGUUGUUAAGGAAUAGUGGGAGUGAAAUAGAGCAUGAAGCAUUUCUUGUUAUGUGGUUGUCAAUGUUCGUUCUUCCUAAUUCUAACUUGAUUAGGAAGCAAGUUUUUCCCAUUGCUAUUCACCUUGCUAGAGGAACCCGCAUCGCGCUUGCCCCUGCAGUUCUUUCUAGCAUUUACAGGGAUUUGUGUUUGUUGAAAAAAACCAUUGUUGGUUUGAACAAAUUUGACCCUGGUGAUGAUGAAAAUAGUGUGUUAGAAGUGAUCAUUCGGUCACCGUUUCAACUAGUUCAGCUUUGGGUAUGGGAGAGAUUUCAAGCAUUGCAGCCAAACCCCAAGUUGGUCCUAUGUGGUGAGCCUGUGUUUGCUAAAUGGCAUAGAGUUAAAAGUGUGAAUGUUGAGAAUGUGAGGUUGGCUCUAGACUCGGCUGGGGACACUUUUCUUUGGUUUCCUUAUGCUUCGUAUACUUGUAACUCGGAUUUCCCGAGAUUUUAUGGAGAAAAGGAAAUGUGGGUACCGGUUGAUCCUAAUUUGGAUGAAGAAAUAGAGACAUUUGCUAGGUGCUUGAGGGUCUCCCAGCUUGUUGGACUUGGCUGUAUAGAAAAGUACUUUCCACAUAGAGUUGCAAUGCAAUUUGGAAUGGAUCAAGAUGUUCCAGGUUGUGUUACUCAAUGCAAAAAGACUCCUGAAAUUGCCUGGAACGAUUACGGUAAGCUGAUAAGUGAUUUGAAAUUAUAUGUUCCAUCAAGGUAUUGUGAGAGUGGUGUUACCUCUCGUUACUUGAAGUGGUGGAAGCAAUCAAAAAUAUCAGGCCAGCAAGACUCGAUUAAGCUUAUUGCAAGAAGGCAAAGAAGCAUGAGAAUGCUAAAUCAGGCACCACAGGCUUCGAAAGGCAACGACGGUGAUGUUUCUCCUGGUUUUCCUCCCAAUUUUGACAAGGUCAAAGCAGGGAACUCUGUCAAUGUAGAUAAACGUAAACCAACAGUUGAGGAAGAUAUAACAACACAGAAACAGGUACCAAUGUCUUCAAUAGGAAGGAAGGGAGGUAAUGAUGCUGAUGUUCCGCCUGGUUUCCCUCCAAAACGUAAAAAGGUUGAAGUAGGGAACUCUAUCAAGCAAGUCAAAUCAGCAAGUGAGGGAAUGAUAUCUUAUGGCAUGCAUGAAAGUGUAGCUAAAAGUUUUUCAUGUGGAAAAGAUGGAGUCAAUGAUGGAGCUAUUAGAGAGAUGGAGCCAAUGAUGAAACCCGUGGAAAUACUUACAGGUGAAGCUGAAGUAAGAGGUUUAGAGAGAGCCAUGGAAGGUACAAGUGAGGGCAAUGCAGGAAGCGUUGUUUACAACAGGGUGAACAUCUAUGAUAAUGAAGGAGAAGGUAGUAGCUUCAAACCUGAAAUACCAGGACUGGAACUUAAAGGUCGGAUUAUUAUGCUUGAAAGAGAGGUUGUUAAGCUAAAAGCAGCAAUUUUUGGCAACAGGUUUGAGGAAAUACCUACCAGAGAAUGCAGGUCUGCCCAAUAG
Messenger RNA from Quercus robur (English oak), 2103 nucleotides. RefSeq lists its product as uncharacterized. The coding region runs from base 1 to 2103 and encodes 700 amino acids. The record is from RefSeq and is a predicted model, not a curated record. Gene Ontology annotation, biological process: meristem maintenance; meristem development. The transcript has a single exon. Lineage: Eukaryota; Viridiplantae; Streptophyta; Magnoliopsida; Fagales; Fagaceae.